This is a messenger RNA of Metopolophium dirhodum (rose-grain aphid), 659 nucleotides long. RefSeq names its product 52 kDa repressor of the inhibitor of the protein kinase-like. The transcript has 3 exons. Bases 1 to 492 code for a protein of 163 amino acids. The record is from RefSeq and is a predicted model, not a curated record. NCBI's taxonomy places the organism in Eukaryota, Metazoa, Arthropoda, Insecta, Hemiptera, Aphididae. Gene Ontology annotation, molecular function: protein dimerization activity.
AUGGAUAUUGAGUUGACAAUUAAACAGUUGAAUAAAAGACAAACAAAUAGAGCAAAUCCAUUGUCUGAUCAAAAAUUAGAUGCAGAAACGUACUAUAAAAUAACUGUUUUUAUACCAUACGUUGAUUAUUUCAUAACUGAAUUGAAAAAGAGAUUUUUAGCACACUCAGAUAUUUUUAAAGGGCGCAAAUUAAGCAGAUCUAAUUAUGUUCCGAAAUCAGCUCUUCAAGCUCUAACUGAAUGUGAUGCCAGUAUAUUUCCUAAUAUAUUUAUAAUAAUCAAAAUUGUAUGUACAUUGCCUGUCUCUACCACCACACCUGAGCGGAUGUUUUCUUCUCUUAAAAGAAUAAAGACUUAUUUAAGAAAUACCAUGUCUAAAGAUCGAUUGAAUGGAUUAACCAUGUUAGCUGUCCACAAAAAUGUACACAUUGACACAGAGGAAAUAAUUAAUGAAUUAGCUAAAAAACCAAGAAAAUUGGAUCUUAUUUUAUAAAUUAUAGUGUUAUACAUGUUUUCAUUUUUUAUUUUGAAGUACUAUUUUUUUUUAAAUGUUUAAGUAUUAAGCACAAUAUAUUUUUUUAAAUUUCUAUUGCUUAUUUUAUUUAUGGUGGGGGGGAUACCAAACAAGAGUGGUGGGGAGAUAAAUUGUAUACGAUGUAC